Molecule: messenger RNA, 5278 nt
Organism: Zeugodacus cucurbitae (melon fly)
Lineage: Eukaryota; Metazoa; Arthropoda; Insecta; Diptera; Tephritidae
Gene: nahoda
Exons: 15
Coding region: 667-4932 (1421 amino acids)
Source: RefSeq, a predicted model, not a curated record
GAAUAAUAAACGUUCAAAGUGUAUACACUAAAAAAAUAAAUAAAAUAAAAAAUACAAUAAUAACAACAAAAAUAUUGAUUAAAAAUUAAAGAAGAAAAUAAUUUAAAGCACAAUACACAAUUUUCACUGUGCCUUUAUUCGCAAUCGAAACGAGGGAAAUUCAGUUGGAUUACAAAAAUAAUAUGGAUUUUAUAAGAACCUGGAAAGCAUAAUAAGACAUGAUUUCUGAUAUUAUAUUAUAACAUUACUUGAAGGCGUUUAACUAUAACUUGCUUGUUAAAUGCAUCCACCAACAUUUCUUGACUAUAAAUAUUAAAACGAUAUAAUUUCAAUCAACGCAAGUACCAUUCAAUAAGAACACAACAACCACAAGGUUCACCGAUGGCUGGUCAUAAGCUGCAGUCUUGAAACACACACACAGUUCAAAAAAAGUGCAAAGUGUGAAAAGUGCACACAAAUAAUAUUUCCUCACACUUAAGUAGUGAGAUAGCUUUUUUCUUGUUUUUGUAAUAAAAAGAUAUACAAAUAAAUAACGGCAGACGGCGCGUGGAAAAUACCAUUAAAAUAUUUAUCUAAAAAAUUUUGAAAAUACCAACGUUAACAAACAAACAUUUAGUCAAUAAUAAAAACAAAAAAACAACAACGACAGUAGCAGCAGCAACAACAAUGAAUGCGGCGCACAACAAUCAACGCCGCCGGCAACGGCAUAAGUCAGCGGGCGUAAUGGCCACACCAGCCAUGGUACUCGGUCGGUCAACAGCCAGCAAGUUGGCGGCGCAAACACCGACCAUCGUUUUUACCGCCGCCACGCUGUACAUUUGUCUGCACGUCUGCUGUCUGCUGCAGCUGGGCGAGGCACAUGUGGCGCUCACCUAUCCACCUGCGCGAAAAUAUGAUUUGGACUUUUUGGAUAACUCACGUACGAAGGGACCGUGUGGCAUGCCAAAAGGCACAAUACGUACUUCCAUACUUUCUGGUUCGAAAUUUAAUGCCACUUGGCACUUAGCAUAUCCGCAUAAGGGUGGCUUCCGCCUGCAAUUACUCGACGCGCUCGACCGUCCUUUGUUGGACCUAACACCGCACGUGAAUGAAUCUGAAUUCGUGCGCACGGAUGUUACAGCCCAGUCCUUUCAAGUGAGCAUACCCAAAGAUUUCGAGUGCUUUAAUUGCACACUGCGCCUGUUGCGUCAGGCUGAUGAAUGGUCAGCCGGUUAUCGUUUUUGGUCUUGUGCCGAUGUUGAUAUAAAGAAUCGCAAAGACUUCCGUGAGACUUGUUCGGGCAAUGGCAAAUAUUUCCCAUCGCGUUGUAAAUGCGAUAAGAACUUUUAUGGCCCGCAGUGCCAAUACAAAGAUGAGUGUUCCAGCAAUACAGACUGUGGUAAUCAGGGCAAGUGUAUUGAUCUGGCCGGCACAUCACUGCCACGUAAACAGUGUUAUUGCAAUUUCGGUUGGAAUGGCAUCGGCUGUAAUAAGAAAUCACCUUAUAGGACUACCGAAAUAGACAUGACCGCAUAUUCAAUGAAACAAUUGUCGCCAGAUUAUCAAAUGUAUUGGCGUUUGUUGGAAGAGCAUAAGGAAAUUGAGUUUGUACUCAAAGUAAAUGGCACUUCGUGGGUAGGUUUGGGUUGGCGUCCGAAUUCACUUAAUGCUGAGUGCAAAAACUUCCCACUCAUACGUGACAUUGGCGAUUUGAAAACCACGUUAACCGCAAGUGAACCAAGUGCUGAACCAGAGCCCGAACCGAGUGCUGAACCUGAACCCAGUGCGGAGCCUGAACCGAAAGCGGAACCAGAACCGAAAGCAGAGCCAGAGCCAUCAGCUGAACCUGAACCUAAAGCGGAACCAGAACCAGAACCUUCAGCGGAACCUGAGCCAAAAGCAGAACCUGAACCUAUCGCUGAACCAACACCAGAACCGUCGGCUGAACCGGAACCAAGCGCUGAACCCGCGCCAGAGCCAGCUGCAUCCACAAAAUCCAAACGGGUAGCUAAACAUGACGAUGAUUUACUACAGAGCAUGGAUGGAGUUACGUCAGUGGCGACAAGUGUGUCAUAUCGCGUGAGCUCCUCAGCAGGACGCAGACGACGUCAAGCGCCAGAAACGACCACUGAAAACGAACCAAAACCUGAACCUGAACCAGCAGCUACACCAGAGCCGAAAGCGGAACCAGAGCCUACCGCUGAACCAGAGCCAAAGGCGGAGCCGGAACCAAAAGCGGAACCCGAACCAAAUGCAGAACCGGAGCCUAGCGCAGAGCCAGAGCCGAAAGCAGAACCAGAGCCAAAGGCUGAGCCGGAACCAAAAGCCGAGCCGGAGCCAAAAGCCGAACCAGAGCCAAUAGCCGAGCCGGAACCAAAAGCCGAGCCAGAGCCAACAGCCGAGCCAGAACCAAAAGCCGAACCAGAACCAAAAGCCGAACCAGAGCCAUCAGCUAAACCAGAACCAUUCUCAAUACCGGAACCAUCUGCCGAGCCAGAGCCAUCUGCAGAACCGGCCCCAGAACCCAAUUCUGUACCGGAGCCAUCAGCCGUACCGGAACCGCAUUCCAAACAAACUAUUACCAAAAGUGAACCGAAAUUGAGACUGAAUCCCUAUACACCGAAAUUCGAUUUCAAUCCUAUGGAUUGUACAGACAUAGUUAUUGGCUCAGCACGCGGUAUGGCCAGUCGGGUUGGCGAUUACUACACACGUGACCGUUCUACACCACGCAAAGACGAGUUCUACGGCGGCAAAUCAGAUCUUUCGCUUGGUACAGGCUUUGAAGAGAACGGUGUAACCACAAUCAUCUUCCGCAAGAAACUCGUAGCCACUGAGCCUACAGAUCACACUUUGGACGAUGCAUUGACACAUGUCAUUUGGGCGAAGGGUCAGGAACCUAAUCAAUAUGUGCAUAUACCAGCGUCAGGCAUCGAAACGGAAAGCGCGUCUGUAAAAGACUUCUAUCAACCAGACGAACUCAAGUAUCACGGACACAAAAUGCAACGUGGCGUUACACAGUUGAAUUUCUUCGAAAAGGAAAAGACUGUCACCAAAGACGGCGUAACGGAACCCUCCAUCAAUUUACUGGGCAACGACUGCAUGGGUCAUUGGAAAUAUCCAAGCAACUGUUCGCCUGAAAAUCACACCUGCGAAUAUUAUGCAGCAUGGGAAACGGUGGGACGCGGUGACGUGAUGCGUUGGCAUAUAGAGACUUCGAACACAAAGACCUGGACCGGUAUUGGUUUCAGUAAUGACGAGAAAAUGUCACAAACGGAUGCCAUUAUCGGUUGGGUGGAUCGCAAUGGACGUCCCUUCUUAAUGGAUACAUGGAUCAAUGGCUACGGUGCACCCAAACUGGAUGUGCGUCAAGACAUUAUCGGUACACCGACCGGACGCAUCGAGUACGGCGUGACUAUUUUGGAAUUCGAUCGUAAACGUGUGAGCAAUGAUGAGCAGGACUUAUCGUUCACCGAUGAUCAUUGUCUAUAUUUAUUCUUCCCUGUGCUGGGCGGCGCUUUCCACGCCGUAAACAAGAAAAUGGCCAAACACGAACGCACGCCGACUAUUUCGGCUACACGCGUCUGCAUUAAGUCCUGCGGCAAAGAACUAGAGAGCAUUAUGAAUACAGCAACACCAGCUCCUGAUCGGCUUGUGUACGCUGUUGGUGUAAAACUCAUGAAACUCGCAGAAUCCUUCGAGGCACCAGCACCGGGUUCAGUGGAAUUCAAUAACUUGGCCGCCACUAUUUCGGACUCUUUCAAUGGUGUGCUAAAUAGUAUACCUGGUUACUAUAAGACGGAAAUAGUCGGUUUUGAAAAACAAGGCACAACAGUGUUAGCCAAACUGCAAGCGAUGUUCGAUAGAGCCGAUUAUGAGAAGGGACAUGCAUUGGCGACAAAUACCGUUGGCGUUGAUAACAGUGAAGCGGUUAAGAGUGGUGAAAUAGUGAAAGCAGCAUUGCAGGAUAAAAUUGCCACGGGCAAAGUGGGCUCACUCACCGUAGAUCCACAAUUUUUGGAUUUCAUGGCGUUAGAAUACAAAGUCGCCGACAAAAGCGAGGACACACUCCUCUCAUUCUUCGAGCUCUCCGAAGUGCGCUUGUACAUAGUGCUCGGCCUCAUAGCAGCUUUGGUAUUCAUUGCAUUGGUGCAAGCGAUUUGUACCAUCUGCAAGACAUCGCGCAAAAACAAAGCACAGAAGGAUACACUCAUACAAAACUCCCCGUGGAAGGACUUCGCUUCGAACACCAACUACGCCUUCGACCCUUACGGUGAGACGGAAGAGAAGAAUCUAACUACAUCCACGACUGUAGGCGCUUCCGGCAAAGAGAAGUCUCGCAGCCGCUCCUCCAACUCGAACGGUCAACAACAGACCACACUACCCAUGUCGCACUCGCCCACCAGCAAAUCGCAACUCUACUACGAGGGCGCCAACGGACACGGCGCUAACGGCGAUCAGCGCUCACGCAGCCGCAAUCACUACGAGAACGGCACGCACGACUACCGCAGCAAUGGACGCGCGCAACGCAGCACCGGCAAUAUCGCCGCCGCCGCCGCCGCGUCCGCAGCCAAUGAGAAUGGACACUAUGAUCGCUACGAGCGCGAUCGCAGCAAUGAACGAGGCGGCGGCUACUCGCGCAGCUCAUACGCCGAACGCGCCUACUCGUUGCCGCGUCAGCAGGCGCAACAGCAACAGCAUGCCAAUAUGCAGCCAUCCGGCUACUACACGCAAGAGCGCCGCGGUCAUCGACCCACCACAACAGCGGCGCAUGCAGCGCGCGAAGAGCGCAAUGGACGUCACUACCGCGACGGCUCACGAACGCGCGAGGAUCCACGCAUGAGCUCCAGCGGUGGCGCUGACACGCCCGACUUCUACUUCAUGCCGUCGCAGCGCAAGUACUCGGGCGAAGUGGUGCGGGUGUAUGUGGACUACAAUAAGGACCCCAACAAUUGAGGUGCUGUGCUGUUGGGCGCGCGUUGAACGAAUUUGGUGGCGUUUUUUCUUCAUAGAUAAAUGUAUGAUUGUAGUUUAUGUGCAGAACAGCAGUUGAUUGAAUGAAGUAGUAAAGCGAAUGCCCGUUGCCACUUUGAAGCGUUGAAGUUGAGCGCGCGAGUUCUAACACAUAGUCCACUGCAACCACAGCAAAACCAUUUAGUCAACAGCGAAACAAUUCAAAUAAUUAUUGCGGUUUCAAACCGUUGUGGGUUGCGUUCAUCGAUUGUUAUCGUUGAAGUCGAAGUGCGUACCCCUUGGAGCAGCGAGUUAUUUAUGAAGUAAACAAUGAAUAGUAUACAAAUAA